AUUUGACCUGUCGUUUCACAUCUUUUUUUUUAUACAGACCAAAGUUUCAUCGACUGUGUUGACCAUGGCCGAUCGCUUACAAGAUCUCAUUGGUAACGACUGCUCUAUAAACAUAAAGGCCGUUGUUUUGUAGUUUUUGCACAAGUCUUCUCACAUAUACACAAAAAAUAAAAUAGCUGGUGCGUGCAGCCCAGCACAUGCAGGACCUGACCUGGAACUGAAUCUCGAGAUUAGCGACCUGAUCAACAAGAAGCAAGGCACAUUUUCGAGAGUAGCUGCCAUGACGAUUGUUCGACUUGUCAACAGCCGAAGUACGAAUCAAGGGAUGCUAGCACUCUCGCUCUUGGACGUUUGUGUGAAGAAUUGUGGUUAUCCGUUCCAUUUACAGAUAUCCACCAAAGAAUUCUUGAACGCACUGGUAUACAGUUUUCCAGCCCAACCUCAAUCCAGUCUGAGCUUUGCUGCACGUCCGCCACAUAAAAAAAGUCUGGACAUCCAAUGGAAUCAUUUUGAUUAUGUACCACAUCAGCCUUCCGUUCCCGAUCCGGUGGUCGAGCGGAUCCUUUACAUGCUAAAGGAAUGGAAAGUGGCGUUGGCGGAUCGAGCACCUUACAAUGAAGAUCUGGCUAACAUCAAUAGCAUGUAUCGUUUGCUUAGACGAAGAGGUUAUCGAUUUCCCGAGUUACGCGAAUCUUCCGUGGCAGCGCUGAUUCCACAUAGUGUGCUGCGAACUCCCGAAGAGCUCGAAGAGCAAGAAAAUGAGAGGCUAUCAGCUAAACUUCAAGAACUUAUUCGUCGAGGCAAAGAAGAGGAUUUAAGAUUGGCCAAUAUAAUUAUGAAAUGGCUCACCGGUUAUGAAAAACGUGGAAGACCAGAUUAUCAACAGCGUUUUGCCGAACAACUACGAGGCAUUCGCAGUAAAGCGAUUGUGUUGUAUGAGUUACUAGAAAGCAUGAGGACUGGUGAAAAAAUUGACCGAGCCAUGCAGGAUCUGCAUAAUGUUUGUACAAAAGCACAAUCGAAAAUCAAAAGCAUACUCGACGAUGGUAGCACUGAACAUCAUACUGAGCAACUAGUCGCAUUAUUUAAUAUGCUCGAGAAAGUAUUGAGAAAAUAUGCUGACAUUGAAAAGGGAAUAUACGAUACUCAGUACGAUAUCCACAGCAAGUCAGCCAUUAGCGGAACACCCAAACAACCAACACCGGUACAUCAAGAACAAUCCAAGAAUGUCAGCCUAAUUGAUUUAGACGACGACGACUUUACUACUACUACUACGUCGCGACUACCCUUAUCCUCAUCAUCACCAUUCCAGCAUUCUUCACAACGACAACAAUACGAUACUAUACAAAGCAGCAGCAGCACAGCCAAUGACCUACUUUUUGACGUUUUUGGCGAACUACAGCAAAACGAUACCGGUUCUUCUCAGCAACAAGGACAUAUAUUCUUAUCAACUACUACUCCUGACACUAAUUCUCCUGACCUUAUUACUACUACCGAUACUACCACUACAACAACAACAAACACUUCAUCAUCGUCUUCGUCUUCAUCAUCUCUCUCACCGUCACUAUCGCCUCCUGCUGGACAUGUUGCCGAUAAUAACCCAAACUCACAUUUAUUGCAUGACAAAAAUGGAUUGCAAAUCCAUCUCGAUAUCUACGAAAAAGUCGAAACAUCUCUAAAGCUACGGUGCUUUUUUUCCAACCAAUCGACCGCACCCAUGGAAUCAAUGGAAUUGCAACUGGCCGCACCCAAGUCUAUGCAAAUCAAGAUGGGCCGUGUGUCAUCUUCUGUGAUACCACCUAAAUCUUUCAAAAGUGUGUUUCAGAAUAUCACGCUAACCAAUCCCACCGACGAUCCAUUACGGUUACGAUUCAAGGUGACUUAUGAUCAGUUGGGAGUACAGAUGGAGCAAACGGGUGAAUAUUCCACCUUAUAAAGAUAGGCACCAAAAGCAAAAUAAAACGUGUCUUUUUUUUUGUGUUUCGUUUUUAAAAUUUAGACAUUGUUCGCUAUGUCAUGCAGUCGUCCCCCCCCCUCCGCCAUGCAUUGCAUCAUAUGCAGGUGUGCGCACAUUGUGUAUCGGAUCAUACCAAAAGUCAAAUGGAUUUUACCGUUCAUUUUCGACUAGAUUAUAUUAAAACAGCUCUCAUAUCUUUCAUAACGGCGGCUUCGUGCUUUCUAUGAUGGUUAGACACAUAAAUAUACUUUUCGAUGGUCCGCUAGAUGUGGUGCCAGCGAAUAUGUACAUGGAUGCAUUGGAAAAGUUCUCCUAGAAUAAACAUAAAUGUAAGCCUCCACUUUGGAAGUAACCCGACAUGCUACAUGGAGUAUAAUAAGCUAAAUGU
Molecule: messenger RNA, 2345 nt
Organism: Zychaea mexicana
Lineage: Eukaryota; Fungi; Mucoromycota; Mucoromycetes; Mucorales; Lichtheimiaceae
Exons: 12
Coding region: 281-1936 (551 amino acids)
Biological process (GO): Golgi to endosome transport; Golgi to vacuole transport; protein transport to vacuole involved in ubiquitin-dependent protein catabolic process via the multivesicular body sorting pathway
Cellular component (GO): trans-Golgi network
Molecular function (GO): ubiquitin binding; phosphatidylinositol binding
Source: RefSeq, a predicted model, not a curated record